CGCCUGAGAGACGAUCAGCAGCCUCUCGACGCGGGCAGUCCGGGUGACCCUGCGGGGGUCCGCGCGUGCGCAGAGAGCGUCCCAGGAGUGUUCCGGCCGCCGCGGCGCCCGCGCACGCUCCUGCCGAGCUGAAGUCCGCGGUGGGCUACGGCGCGCGGACGACGCGGCGGCGCGCGCCAGGGGGCGGUCCUGCGGUGCCGGUCCUGCGCUGCCGGCACCGCCCUCCCUCCUCUCGCUCUUCUCCUCCCAGUCUCCCCCGCGCUUCCUGCACUAAGGGUUGUCGACGCCGCCGCGGCCCCAUUCCCGGCUAGCUCGCACUGGCGGUUCAUGGCGGCCUUCAGCAAGUACUUGACGGCGCGAAACUCCACGCUGGCCGGGGCCGCGCUUCUGUUGCUCUGCCUGCUCCACAAGAGGCGCCGCGCCCUCGGCCUGCACGGUAAGAAAAAUGGGAAACCACCAUUGCAGAACAAUGAGAAAGAGGGGAAAAAAGAGCGAGCUGUGGUGGACAAGGUGUUUUUUUUAAGACUCACACGGAUUCUGAAAAUCAUGGUUCCUAGAACAUUUUGUAAGGAGACAGGUUAUUUGGUACUUAUUGCUGUUAUGCUGGUGUCUCGAACAUAUUGUGAUGUUUGGAUGAUUCAAAAUGGGACACUCAUUGAAAGUGGUAUCAUUGGUCGUAGCAGGAAAGAUUUCAAGAGAUACUUAUUCAACUUCAUCGCUGCCAUGCCUCUCAUCUCUGUAGUUAAUAACUUCUUGAAGUUUGGGUUAAAUGAGCUCAAACUGUGCUUCCGAGUAAGACUGACUAAAUUCCUCUAUGAGGAGUAUCUCCAAGCUUUCACUUAUUAUAAAAUGGGAAAUCUGGACAACAGAAUAGCCAACCCAGACCAGCUGCUUACACAAGAUGUAGAAAAGUUUUGUAACAGUGUCGUUGACCUGUAUUCAAAUCUUAGUAAGCCAUUUUUAGACAUAGUUUUGUAUAUCUUCAAGUUAACAAGUGCAAUAGGAGCUCAGGGUCCAACAAGUAUGAUGGCCUACUUGAUUGUUUCUGGGCUACUCCUAACUCGACUUAGAAGACCCAUUGGUAAGAUGACAAUAACUGAGCAAAAGUAUGAGGGAGAGUAUAGGUUCGUUAAUUCCCGGCUCAUCACAAACAGUGAAGAAGUUGCCUUUUACAAUGGAAAUAAGAGAGAAAAGCAGACUAUCCACUCAGUCUUCCAAAAACUGGUGGAGCAUCUCCAUAAUUUUAUUUUGUUUCGGUUUUCUAUGGGCUUCAUUGAUAGCAUAGUUGCCAAAUAUCUUGCCACUGUUGUUGGUUACCUAGUUGUAAGUCGUCCUUUCCUAGAUUUGUCUCAUCCUCGACAUCUCAAGAGUACACAUUCAGAACUUCUAGAGGAUUACUACCAAAGUGGAAGAAUGCUUUUGCGAAUGUCUCAAGCUCUGGGUCGGAUAGUUUUGGCUGGCCGUGAAAUGACUAGAUUGGCUGGUUUUACUGCUCGGAUUACAGAAUUAAUGCAAGUACUAAAGGAUUUAAAUGAAGGCAAAUAUGAGCGCACAAUGGUCUCUCAACAAGAAAGGGGUGUUGAAGAAGGAGCACAAGUCAUUCCCUUGAUACCUGGUGCUGGAGAAAUCAUCAAUGCUGAUAACAUUAUAAAAUUUGAUCAUGUUCCUUUAGCAACGCCAAAUGGAGAUAUUUUGAUCCGAGACCUUAAUUUUGAAGUUCGAUCUGGGGCCAACGUUUUAAUUUGUGGUCCAAAUGGCUGUGGGAAGAGUUCACUUUUCCGUGUUCUUGGUGAAUUAUGGCCUCUUUUUGGAGGACGUUUAACUAAACCUGAGAGAGGAAAGUUAUUUUAUGUUCCUCAGAGACCUUAUAUGACCCUUGGAACACUUCGAGACCAAGUGAUAUAUCCAGAUGGAAGAGACGAUCAGAAAAGGAAGGGGAUAUCUGAUCUAGUACUAAAGGAAUACUUAGAUAAUGUCCAGUUGGGUCAUAUCCUUGAACGUGAAGGAGGCUGGGACAGUGUUCAGGAUUGGAUGGAUGUCCUCAGUGGUGGAGAGAAACAAAGAAUGGCGAUGGCAAGAUUAUUUUAUCACAAACCCCAGUUUGCCAUUCUGGAUGAAUGCACAAGCGCAGUUAGUGUGGAUGUGGAAGGCUACAUUUACAGUCACUGUCGGAAGGUCGGCAUCACCCUCUUCACUGUGUCACAUAGAAAGUCUCUUUGGAAGCACCAUGAGGACUGACCUCCUGAACUCAAGAAACUAUUAGAAGCGUCUGCCUCGUUUUACCUUUUAAAAACUAACUUAACCGCUGGAACACAAAAAGGAACAUUUGAGGAAGACACCUUAGCAGUUGAAUCAAAAAGUGCCUCAGCCUCAUCAUAAUGUUAAUAUAUUUCCUCUGAAUAUUCAUUCCAAGCCCUUCUCAAAGGAGCCUGCCUUCUUGUGUUCAGGGAGUCACUGCUUUGGAAAUUACUUCCUGUGAUCUCCUUUGUACAAAUAGGGUGACCUUGUGAGGCAACUCCAUCUGAUGCAUUCUCUGUCUAUAGCUCACCAGGGAGCCAUCCGACUUUGGUCCAGUAACAAAUUUGGCGACCCAGAGGGGACUCGUGUUCUUCGGAGGUUCCAUCCUCUAGUUCCCUCCUUUCCAAUGGGUAGAGCAGUGGGGUGAGGUGAGGAUUCCUCGGGGGGAGAUGCAGUUUAACAGUAACAGCUUCAGGUGCAUGUUUUUCAAGUGGGGCCUGUUCCCAUAGUCCCUACUGUCUGACCUGUGUUGCUGGAUUGGCAUCGUUGCCCCUUUGGGACACCCAGCAGCUGCACUGAGCCUUUUGUUCGGAGGAUCCAUUCAUGGAGGUGGUUGGUGCUGAGCCCACAGCAUGACCAUAAGAGUUACUCUUUGAGUUGUCUCACAAAAUCUGGGAAAUUUGGCCGGGUGCGGGGGGAGGAGAAGCUCGCUUAGUAAAGCCUAACUCUUUCAAGUCAAGCUGGAGGACUGAAUGGUCCUUCAAACCCAGCCUAAACAUCCCAAGGUGCAGGAUUACAGCACCAGGCCAUUUAGGGACUCAGAAGCUGCAGCCUAGCAAAGCAGGAACAAUCUUUUGAGGGCUUAAUUGAAUGGAGCCUCGGUACCUGGUUGUUUGGUCUAUUUGUCAGGGAGACAUGACAUUGUUGUGUUGUUUAAAAACCCAUCAGCCAGGGCUCCUGGGUAGCACAGUCGUUAAGCAUCUGCCUUCAGCUCAGGGCGUGAUCCCGGCGUUCUGGGAUUGAACCCCACAUCAGGCUCCUCUGCUGGGAGCCUGCUUUUUCCUCUCCCACUCCCCCUGCUUGUGUUUCCUCUCUCGCCGGCUGUCUCUCUCUGUCAAAUAAAUAAAUAAAAAAUCUUAAAAAAAACAAAAAAAACCCAUCAGCCUUCCCAGAAAGGCUGUGGGAUUGUCUGAAAAGGCAUACAAAUUGGGAUCCUGAGGCCCAUGGUAGUCAGGUGGUCCUUAAUACCUAUUUCAUAUCUCAGAGCACUCCAGAUAUCUGCAGAAAACUUCAAAAAUGGGCAGUAGGUCCCAACAUUAACUCUGCUCAGCUGACAGAGACAGCUUUUAGGGUAUCGAAUCACAGAUGUUACAGAGGAUGAAAAAAGAAGACAAGAAAAUGAAAAGACAAGCUGCUCUUCUGACAGUAGCUCCAGUCCACAGGAGGUAACCCAGGGGAAGAAAGGAAGUCCCCAUGGGUAAGUGCUCCCAGCCCCAAACCUGGGACCAAGAGACCAGAGACAAAAUUGGGUUACAAGCAGUGUGCAUAUUGUAAGCAAGAGGGGAACUAGAAAUCACUUUGCCCAAACUGCCCAGGAAAGGGAAGAGGGGUGGGCAAAACCAAGUCAUUCCAGUUGCCCCUCAUAGAAAACCAGAUCCCCACCUCCCAUGAGGAGCCCCUGUGGUCUUAGUAGAAGAUACAGUUGAAUCUUUCCUUGAGACUGGAGCCACCUUUUUUCUAUGGAACACCCAGAACAGUAACGUUUCCAAUAAAAAUGUAACAUAAGGGAGUCUCAGGAAAAGAAGAGACCAAAAGAUUUCUGGAGACUUUGACCUGUGAAAUGGGCCAAGAUUACUAAAGCACUCCUGUUCAAAACCUGGCCUUCAGCUUCCAUCAGGUUACUUGUCCAGGAUAGGUACAAAUAAUAACUAUAAGGUUUUUGUUUGUGUCUCACUAGGUGGUAUUUACCUCUGGAUGGUAUUGUUAAAAGUAAUUUAUGAAAAAACUUUAUUUGGUUUAAAGGCAAGUGCUUGUAAAAAUUGGGCAUUCUGAAACUCAAAGGUAGAAACUAACCCAAAUGCUUUUCAAGUUCACGUGAUCUGCAAUAAUCUCUUGCAAGUCUGAAUUUGUUGACUAUCUGCAUGUCUUUUGGAAUUAUCAAUGUGAAAUAUAAUACAGAUAAUCAACUUUUAUUUUACCUGAAUUCACGGUGCAUCUGUUGCAAUUUGUCAAUAAAAAUGACUUUAAAUGA
Ailuropoda melanoleuca (giant panda) is the source of this 4489-nucleotide messenger RNA. RefSeq names its product ATP binding cassette subfamily D member 3 (gene ABCD3). Bases 328 to 2238 code for a protein of 636 amino acids. The transcript has 23 exons. The record is from RefSeq and is a predicted model, not a curated record. Gene Ontology annotation, biological process: fatty acid beta-oxidation; very long-chain fatty acid catabolic process; peroxisome organization. Gene Ontology annotation, molecular function: ATP binding; ABC-type transporter activity; ATP hydrolysis activity. Lineage: Eukaryota; Metazoa; Chordata; Mammalia; Carnivora; Ursidae. Gene Ontology annotation, cellular component: peroxisomal membrane; peroxisome.